AUGGCUACCAUAGGAGCGAUGGAGGGCGCAUUCCAGAUCAAGACCGGUCAUCUGGCUAAAUUUUCAGCUCAGCAGAUUGUAGACUGUUCUAUGCCAUGGGGGAAUAAUGGAUGCGUAGGCGGUUCGAUCAGCAAGACGGCAACUUAUGUAAAUCUCAAUGGGAUCGUGUCGGACAAGGACUAUCCCUAUGUUGCCAAGAAACAGGAUUGCAACGGUGUGGUUUACGACUUUGACAAAGCAUGCCUCGAGCCUGGUGACCUAGUUGUGAGGGCGAGUGUGAUUAUUCCUAAGGAGAGGCUAGAUAUCCUUAUCCAGGAGCUGCAAUUUGGCCCCAUUGCUCUCACACUAUUCGCCAAUACUCCAGCGUUCAUCAACUACCGAAGUGGAAUUCUAGAUAUUCCGGAUUGUAAAGGUGAACCACACCAUGCCAUGCUGCUUGUUGGAUAUGGUUUCGAUGGAGGGAAAGCGUAUUGGUUGCUGCAGGACACAUACGGACCUCAGCGAGGUGAAAAUGGAUAUAUUAGAGUUGCUAGGGACCCGACAAAGACUCACGGACCAGGCUUCUGCAACAUGCUACUCGAUACGGCUUUUAGGCCCGUCUUGAACAAGGUGCUGAAGUCUAAGGCGUGCCUUGGCUAA
Molecule: messenger RNA, 639 nt
Organism: Perkinsus marinus ATCC 50983
Lineage: Eukaryota; Perkinsozoa; Perkinsida; Perkinsidae
Product: cryptopain precursor, putative
Exons: 7
Coding region: 1-639 (212 amino acids)
Cellular component (GO): lysosome
Molecular function (GO): cysteine-type endopeptidase activity
Source: RefSeq, a predicted model, not a curated record